GGCUUAGCGCGGAGACCUUGGAACGCCGAGAGCGGGUCGCGGUCGCUUUUUUUUUUUUUUCCCUCUCUCCCCUCGGUGGGGGGGGGAGCGCCAAAAGACCGGAAGCGAAAAACGGGGAAACGGAAGUGGGGGAAUUACAGGGACGGCCAUGCGGAAAUCGAAGCUGAAGGUGACACGGAGGUCAUGAAACAUUUAUCGGCAGCGACUUUUGGUUCCUGAAAGCAACACAAUUCACCCAGAGUAAGAGAGCCGAAAGUGUCACAAAGUUGAAGGGGAAUCCACGAUGCCUCACAUAGAUAAUGACAUUAAACUGGACUUCAAAGAUGUCCUUCUCAGACCAAAACGGAGUACCCUCAAAUCCCGGAGCGAGGUGGAUCUCAUGAGGUCCUUCACCUUCCGUAACUCCAAGCAGACGUACAGGGGGAUACCCAUCAUCGCGGCCAACAUGGACACGGUGGGGACCUUUGAGAUGGCCAAGGCCUUGUACAAGUUCUCUCUCUUCACCGCCAUCCACAAGCACUGCGCUUUGCAGGAGUGGAAGGAAUUCGCAGCUCAGAAUCCAGAUUGUCUCCAGAACGUGGCUGCCAGCACCGGUACUUCCGACUUGGAGCACUUGGAGCAAAUCCUGGAGGCCGUGCCCGAGAUCCGGUAUAUCUGCCUGGACGUGGCCAACGGCUACUCCGAGCACUUCGUCCAGUUCUUGAGGGAUUUGCGGAAGCGGUUCCCUGAUCACACCAUCAUGGCCGGGAACGUCGUCACGGGCGAAAUGGUGGAGGAGCUCAUCCUGUCGGGCGCCGACAUUAUCAAAGUCGGGAUCGGACCAGGCUCCGUUUGUACCACCCGGAAGAAAACCGGGGUGGGUUACCCUCAACUCAGCGCCGUCAUGGAGUGCGCGGACGCGGCCCACGGCCUCGGUGGACACAUCAUCUCGGACGGAGGCUGCCAUUGCCCAGGGGACGUGGCCAAAGCUUUCGGUGCUGGUGCAGAUUUUGUGAUGGUGGGAGGCAUGUUGGCUGGACACACCGAAUCCGGAGGGGACCUGAUUGAAAAAGAAGGCAAGAAAUACAAGCUGUUUUACGGCAUGAGCUCCGAGGUAUCCAUGAAGAAAUAUGCUGGAGGAGUGGCUGAAUAUCGGGCAUCGGAAGGCAAGGUGGUGGAAGUGCCCUUCAAGGGAGACGUGGAGCACACCUUGAGGGACAUCCUGGGCGGCAUCCGCUCCACCUGCACCUACGUGGGCGCUGCCAAGCUGAAGGAGCUGAGCCGCAGGACCACUUUCAUCCGCGUCACCCAGCAAGUCAACCCCAUCUUUGGGGGGGAGGAUCAGCCUUGAGAAGGGCCCUUGUUCCCUUCCCCAACAGGCUGCUGGGGAGUUCAUACCUCUCAUGCCCCCCCCCACUUCUAAUCCCCAAAUGCCAAUCAAGGCAGGAGGGCCCUUUCCUUUAGAAACAGGUCGAUUCCUCUAUGGUAGAGAAGCCAGCAACCUCCUUUAGGUCUUCUUCGGCUUAUUCUAAGUGCACCAAAGCUCACUUUGUCACACUUUUUUCCAUUCCGUGGAAGGCAUUCCCUGCCAAGAGCACUGAUGGCGUUCCCUAGUUGGGUCGUGCAACAUCUGCAAGAAAACCACCAGGCUCAGAGGGCACCAAGGACCCCACAGCCCUCCUCCUCUCUGUAAACCUCACUCUCUAACACUGAUGAUGUUACCUAGAUAGGUCACGAAACGGCUGCAAGCAAACAGCCAAGCUGAGGGGCACCAAGGACCCCCACAGUCGUCGUCCUCCUCUCCACACACCUCGCUCCCUUCUAACACUGAUGAUGUUACCUAGUUAGGUCAUGAAACGUCUGCAAGGAAACAAGCUCAGAGGUCCAAGGACCCCACAGUCCUCCUCCCCACUCCCCCCUUUCUCCUCUCCACAAACCCCACCCCCUUCUAGCACUGAUGAUGUUACCUAGUUGGGUCAUGAAACAGCUGCAAGCAAACAGCCAAGCUCAGAGAGCACCAAGGACCCCACAGUCGUCGUUCCCUCCACAAACCCCAGUCUCUCCUUGCCAGGGGUGGGAUUCAAAAAUUUUAGCAACCAUGUUGUGUCUGCGCCCCCCACGAGCCGGGCCCCCUGCCAGAAAGUGACUUGGAAAGUGAGGGGGAAGGGCCGUCAGGACUUACCUCGGGAGCACCGGCUUCCUUGGCUCAGCUCCAGGAGCCAGAGGCAGGCCAGGUGGAGGAGAUAACGAGGCCUCCAUCCCCUGACUCUUCCCCCCCCAGGCCACGCCUCCAGACCCAGCUGAUGGCAAUCAGGCCUGGCUGGACCCUAGGUUUCGUAGGCAGGAGAGGCGGGAACAACAGAAGCAGGGGUGGGGCAGGCCUAGGAAGUGCUGAGUCAUGGAGCCACACCCCACAGGAUAUAAAGGCAGCAAGAGCUGCUGUGCCUCUUCGUAGCAGGCAAAUCAACUGCUUGACUAGAGCUGAAGUACUGUUUGUUGACUCAUUGGCAUCAAGGGAGAUAACAGAGACACUUGGCAGACGCGCGCUAGUUUGCUGCCAGAGCUGAUAGUGCUGGCUAAUUAAGUCAUCACUUGGACUGAGGCGAGGGGGACAGAACAAACCAGUUCUCUGCCAAGUUGAUAGGUGGGUGUGGCCUACUUAGCCUCCUGCACCAUGGCAGUGUGAGGGGGGAGAUUUUUGCCCUCCCCAGGAUCCCAGGGCUUUGUUUGAGCUUCCGGGAGGGCGAAAACAGCCUCCCCUGGGCUCUGGAGGCCCUCCGGAGGCUGGAAAUGGGUCUGUUUCCAGACUCCUGAAACUUCCAGGAGGCCCGGUUUUUUGCCCUCCCAGAGCCUCCAUGCGGGUCCAGUGCUUCCCUGGCAUUCAAAAUGGGCCGCGUGGAGACUCCGGGAAGGGGAGGGGCCAGCCAGUUCUUGCAACUACCGGUUUGGUGAACCAGAUGUAAAAUUAGGGAUCCGGUUCUUC
Messenger RNA from Ahaetulla prasina, 2962 nucleotides. It is a transcript of the gene GMPR2, whose product is annotated as guanosine monophosphate reductase 2. Lineage: Eukaryota; Metazoa; Chordata; Lepidosauria; Squamata; Colubridae. Gene Ontology annotation, biological process: nucleotide metabolic process. Gene Ontology annotation, molecular function: GMP reductase activity. The transcript is spliced from 11 exons. Gene Ontology annotation, cellular component: GMP reductase complex. The record is from RefSeq and is a predicted model, not a curated record. Bases 284 to 1330 code for a protein of 348 amino acids.